Closterium sp. Naga37s-1 is the source of this 2979-nucleotide messenger RNA. NCBI's taxonomy places the organism in Eukaryota, Viridiplantae, Streptophyta, Zygnematophyceae, Desmidiales, Closteriaceae. The record is from the annotation of a GenBank genome assembly.
AUGGCCGGCAGCGGGGAGCACGGUGGCGGCAACCCGCGCAAUCCCGGGGGCAGGGGAGAACGAGCGGAGCAGAUGCGGACGGAAAACGGCUACCACGCGGACGGGGAGUGCGCGCCCGGCGAGAGGGGGGAGGCAGCGGGGGCGACGGUCCAAGCGGGCAGCGCGCAUGCCGAUCGACAGCGCGGAGAGGAGCCGGCGGCAGCAAGCAGCGAUGCGGCAAACGGGUGGCUUGUGCUUGACGGCGAGCGGAAAGCGGCAGGGUCGAGCGGGGUCGCGGAGACGGGUCGGCAUCGCAGCAGCAGCAUCGGCGAUUCCCAGCAGCAGGUAGACAACGAGUACGCGGAGCCGUAUCAGUUCGCGCAGUCGCUCGUGUCGCUGUCGCACAACCCUGACUCGCCCGUCAUCAGCAACUGCGCCACGUGCGGCCGCCACGGACCGCCUGGCUCGUGCGCAUGUGCGCCGCUGACUCCGCUUCGACAGCGCGGCGCAGCAGCGGCGGGAUCGGGCGGACGUGACUAUAGCGACGUGCCGCAAUUGAAGCUGGAGUCAGGGGGUACCGCGGACGCGCAAGUGGCGCAGAGAGCGCGCAUAGGGGUGACAGUGGCGGCGGUAGCAGGGGGCGAGGCGGCACAGGAGAGAGGCGAGAAGCGCAUGGCGCAACAGCAGCAGCAGCAGCGCGCGCUCAGAUUCGCGUCCAGCGUGGACGUGCGGAGGAUCGCGACGGGCGGCAGCAGCGACAAGCUGGCGAACGGCGCGGAGGGCGGGGAGAGUAGGGCGCAGCAGCAGGUGGCGCAGAAGGCGUGGGCGGAGGGGUUCGACGCGAUCGAGCGCGGGCUGGUGGCGGCGGUGAAGGGGUUCGCCAUCGGCGCGGGGCUGCGCGGCGGACUGUCGCUCUUCAGCCUGCUGGGGCGACUCAGACGCCGCCGCGCGCGCAUUGCCUCGGGCGACAAGGACGCAGCAGCGGCGGCGGGCGUGUGGGAGGGCGUGGUGGGGGUGGUGCGCGAGGGCGUGCGGUACGGCAUGUUCGUGGGCACGUUCGCCGGCUCCUACUGCGUGCUGGACGAGGGCAUUGCGGCCGUGGGCGGACACGACAAGACCCGCAGGUGGCGUGCGCUGCUAGCAGGCGCAGCAGCAGCACCAUCGCUCCUGCUAGCGGGGCCCAACACGCGGCACACGAGUCUGGCGCUGUACGUGCUGCUGCGCGCCGUGGUGCUGGCGGUGCGCUGCGGCAUCAAGAGCCCCUCGUGGGGCUGGCUCUUCCGCCCGCUCACCUGGCGCCAUGGCGACACACUGCUCAUGUGCAUCUCCGCCGCCCAGAUUCUCUCCGCGUGGAUGCUGGAGCCGCACAGCCUGCCAGCCACAUACGUGUCGUUCCUGAACAAGCACGGCGGCAAGCCCGCCUGCGUGUACCAGGCCAUGAACGAAAUGGCGCUGCACGGACGCGUCACCCCCGCCUGCACUGCGGACCUCGCUGCCAUGCUUGCGCGCAGCGGGGGGAAGGGUGGGGGCGGCGGGGGAAAGGGGGGGAUGAAGCUGCCGUGGACGCGCGUGGUGCCGGCGCAUGAGGCAGUCAUUCCCUGUGAUCUACACUGCUUCCUACUCCACGGCCCCUUCGCCCAUUUCUCUCCAGCAACGUCUUCCCUCCCCUCUUUUCCCCCUUCCUCCCCUACCCUGCUUUCCCCUCCCCUCCCUUCCCCUGCCCUCCCCUCCCCACCCGUUUCCUCCCGUCCCCUCCCGUCCCCUCCCGUCCCCUCCCGUCCCCUCCCGCCCCCUCCCGUCCCCUCCCGUCCCCUCCCGUCCCCUCCCGCCCCCUCCCGUCCCCUCCCGUCCCCUCCCGUCCCCUCCCGCCCCCUCCCGUCCCCUCCCGUCCCCUCCCGUCCCCUCCCGCCCCCUCCCGCCCCCUCCCGUGCCCUCUCAACCGUCCCUGCCCCACAUCCCCACCAGUUCCUGCACCCGGGCGGGUGGUGCUGGUGGCACUUCCUCUCCUUCCUCCCAGCAGCGUACAUGAGAGCCGUGCCCGUCUACGUGCCAGUCUACCUCGUGCCUGCUCUGCUCGUGCACCGCUCCUCCCUCCUCCGCCAGCCUCUGUCCAUUGCACUGCGCACGGCUCUGGGAGCAGCGCGCUCCUCGCUCUUCCUCGCCACCUACUGCGGCACUGCCUGGUUCUGGACGUGCAACAUUCACCAGUUGGUUGGCAAGUGCACGCGUGCGACCAUGGCUGGUGGCGCGUUCCUGUGUGGCCUGGCAGUGCUACUGGAGAAGAAGUCGCGGCGCAUGGAGCUAGCGCUCUACUGCUUCUCCCGUGCCAUCGAGUCAUAUUUCAUCUGCCUCGCCUCCUGGGGCGUCCUCCCGCCGCUCUCUUCCCUCGCUCUCUUCCCCGCCCUCGCCAAGCGCUACCUCUCCACCAAGUCUGCUGCUGGAGCGCCCGGAGGUGUGGGAGUGGGUAGCAGAGCAAGCGCAGGAGGGUGCAGAGGGGGAGGGAUCGUGAAGGAGUCGCUAAGCGGAGUUCUCCCAGUGGCAGCAGCGGUGCUGCAGCCGCACGCUCUCCUAGACGUGGCGUUACUGGCAGCAGCAGCGGGGGUGAUCAUGCAGUGCUACCAGAGCGAGAGAGACGUGUUCCGCUCCAAGUACCUGAACGUGCUUGACUGGAUCUUCGGGGUUCCCAAGGGGCAGAAGGCUGCCUCUGAGCUCAACCGCCGCCGCUCCCCUCAGGUGCAUGCGUUGGAGCAUGCUAAGCCGCGCUCGCUCUCCCUCCCGGCCUUCUCCCUGCCCGCUUCUGCAGCGGGUGCUGCCUCUGGCACCUCUCGUGCUUUCGCUGGGAUUUUGCCGCCUGCCAACCUGCCUCGUGCUGCUGCUCCUGGUGCCGGUGCUGCUGCUGCGCGCUCGGCUCCUGGCUCUGGCAAUCUGUUGAAUGGCAGUGCGUCUGGUGAGCAGCAUCAGCAGUGCAACGGGAUGGAGAGUGCUGAUAAAGUCAAGUGA